This is a messenger RNA of Alosa alosa (allis shad), 533 nucleotides long. Its product is annotated as adhesion G protein-coupled receptor E3-like. Gene Ontology annotation, biological process: adenylate cyclase-activating G protein-coupled receptor signaling pathway. Bases 41 to 427 code for a protein of 128 amino acids. The record is from RefSeq and is a predicted model, not a curated record. Gene Ontology annotation, molecular function: G protein-coupled receptor activity. The transcript has 4 exons. Lineage: Eukaryota; Metazoa; Chordata; Actinopteri; Clupeiformes; Clupeidae.
CCUUGGUCUUGCUCUAUUAGUUAUCCUCGCUGUGAAUACUAUGCUCUUCACUGCCAUUUUCAUCAUCCUGCAGCUGUCAGACAGUGUCAUGUCGAAAGUCAGAUAUGUCAGAGGCCUGGUGUGGAGAGCCCUGAUCCAGACCUGCAUGCUGGGCCUGCCCUGGCUGCUUGGCCUUUCUGCGCCUGGCAACAGAAGCCUUGAGGUCCUGAUCAUUCUCCUCCACUCUCUGCAGGGGCCUGGCAUCUUCCUGGUCCACUGUGUCUUCAAUACGGAGGUGAGGAGGCAAUACAGCAGGUGGUGGCAGAAGUUCAGGCCCUCCGGUGAUGAGCCAGGCUUCUCUGGCGUUGCCAUGGAGACAGAGCAGGACGGUCUGCCCUCACUGGUGACAGAUGAUCUCUUCAAUCAUGCUCAGGCCCUGAUUGGUUGAGCAGUGGGGGACAUGCAGCAUUUACCUUAGUUUAACUUAGUGUCACAAUUCCACAGAUUGAUAAACAAUAAAGAUGUAAUGUGCAAAAUGGUGCAAAGCAAAACAA